Molecule: messenger RNA, 784 nt
Organism: Exophiala xenobiotica
Lineage: Eukaryota; Fungi; Ascomycota; Eurotiomycetes; Chaetothyriales; Herpotrichiellaceae
Exons: 3
Coding region: 116-655 (179 amino acids)
Source: RefSeq, a predicted model, not a curated record
CACAGAUUCUGUUCCCAACAAUUGACACCAACUGUAUUCGCUAUAGACGUCUCCUGCAAGCCCAUCAUUCCUCACUUCAGUGGCCGCUACAUCCAGAUUUGAAUGAUCAGGCAACAUGGACGCUUUCCACGCUUAUACCUAUGGGACGGCAGGCUGGUUGGGAAUCCAGGCCGUGCCACUCAUAGUCAUGCCAAAGCUGAUUAUCACACUGCUGGCCAGCACUGAUAUGCACCAUACAACAGAUAUUGAGAUCUACUUUGGUCGCUCGCUGGGACUGGCCCUUGUACUGAUUGCCCUAAUCGUCAUGUUCUUUACGGGAUCAAUGCCACUAUCAUCAAGUAUCAGUGAGCCUGUUAGUCUAGAAGACAACGACCCCAAAGCGCCCUAUGCCCUGCCGAUCUUACGGAUCACGACGUUCUUCCAUGGAUUGAGCAUGGUAUACUGCUACAUACGUUGGGUCAACUAUCGCCAGACUGCGUACUUGCUUGGAGCUAUUGGGUACGGGGCCAUGGCCAGUUUUGGUUUGUGGUGCAUUAUAUUCGGGACGUCGCCUGGGAGGAUGUCGAAGCGGACAGGUGCCGAUAAACGCAUGACAGGCUUCCCAUUCAAGAACGCGAGUGCAUACAACAAGAAGAAAGACAGGAAGCUGGGUUGAUGGUCUUGCAGCCGUUUUUACCCUCAGCUUUCAGAGGUGUAGAGUGGUUUCAAGUAGUGUUGGUGGGGGCUUCUGGGACUCUGUGAAGAAGACAUGCAUCGAUAGCAUACAGCUUGAAACAAUUCUUUG